AUGAAAUGGGGUGUUCUUCUUGUCCUCAUUCUGGCCUCCGCCGCCGUGUCGUCGGCCGACAAAGAUUUUGAGGACGAUGGAGAGGAAUACUCGAGCCUUGAGAUUCCGCAGUUGCAGGAGUUUUCAGCUUUUGGGGACUUUCUUUCUUAUGGGUUCUACCAUAAAACUUGUCCCGGCGUCGACGGCAUCAUUCACCGUAUACUCAAGCAGUGGUACGAUAAAGAUAACACCAUUGCCGCCAGUCUCUUGAGAUUGCACUUCCAUGACUGCGUCGUCAGGGGCUGCGAUGGUUCUAUUCUUCUAGAUUACGAGGGAAGCGAGAGGAGGGCUCCGGCGAGCAAGACACUUAGAGGUUUCGAAGUGAUCGACGAUAUCAAAGCCAAGUUAGAGAAAAAGUGCCCUAAAACAGUUUCUUGCGCAGAUAUUUUAACCGCCGCUGCGAGAGAAGCCACCGUCCUCAUCGGCGGCCCAUAUUGGAUGGUACCUUAUGGAAGAAGAGACGGUGUGGAGUCCAUUGCCAAAGAAACUGAAUUAGUGCCCAUGGGUAUUGAAGACAUCACUUCUCUCAUUGAACUAUACCAAUCUCUUGGCUUGAAUGUCCUAGAUUUGGUCGUUCUUUCAGGGGCACACACGAUUGGAAGGGCAACAUGUGGAGUGAUACAAAACAGGCUUUACAAUUACAGUGCAACGGGAAAACCAGACCCAUCGUUGAGCCCAAAAUACUUAAACUUCUUGAGAAGAAAAUGCCGAUGGGCGUCGGACUACGUGGACCUUGACGCUACAACGCCCAACAAAUUCGACAACGCCUACUACUCUAAUCUCCCAAAAAAGAUGGGUCUUUUGUCCUCUGAUUCAGCUCUCUACACCGAUCCAAGAACUUCCCCCAUUGUUAAAGCUUUGGCCUAUCAGCCCUCCAUUUUCCGCCAUCAAUUUGCUGUCUCCAUGGCUAAACUUGGGAACGUUCAAGUUCUUACUGACCUCUUUGAAGGUGAGAUUCGAACCAAAUGCAGUUGUAGGAAUUCUCCUUGAUAUGUUGUCCAUUGCUUGCUCUGUUCGAUCUCUCUGUUUUUUCCUCCAACAUUUUUGCUUUUGGUUGGUAAUUUGUUCCAUUAAUAUUAUGUGUUCUUCUGUAAUUUCAUGUUAAGGAUUGGUGUAUUAUUUGCAGUGUUGAUCUGGGUUUUGGAAUCAGAUAAUUUUCAA
This is a messenger RNA of Benincasa hispida (wax gourd), 1200 nucleotides long. RefSeq names its product Peroxidase superfamily protein. Gene Ontology annotation, molecular function: peroxidase activity; heme binding. NCBI's taxonomy places the organism in Eukaryota, Viridiplantae, Streptophyta, Magnoliopsida, Cucurbitales, Cucurbitaceae. Gene Ontology annotation, biological process: response to oxidative stress; hydrogen peroxide catabolic process. The record is from RefSeq and is a predicted model, not a curated record.